Physella acuta is the source of this 5850-nucleotide messenger RNA. RefSeq names its product MOG interacting and ectopic P-granules protein 1-like. The record is from RefSeq and is a predicted model, not a curated record. Gene Ontology annotation, biological process: positive regulation of transcription by RNA polymerase II. Gene Ontology annotation, cellular component: nucleus. Lineage: Eukaryota; Metazoa; Mollusca; Gastropoda; Physidae.
CGGCUACAGUGUUGGGCGCCUUCUUAAUCACGUGAUCAGAAUCCGCCAUAUUCACCAAAUAGUGUUGAAAACUUAUCAUGGAUGACAUUAAGUUUCCUUUACUAUAAAUAACGAUUCCGGUUUAAAGGUGUUAAAUUAUAUGAAUGAUGGCUGACAAGGCAUCUGGUGAUGUCAAAAAGAAGGAAACCACAGAUCACGUAAAGAAAAAUAAUGCUACAAACGGAGAAGUACAAAAAGAGAGGAAAAUUACUGAUGAAAAAAAUGUCACUGAGAAUGGAUAUAGUUGCAAUGGAAAGACAGAAGAAUCAGAACAUAACUCAGAUGAUGUUUCAAGUGAAAACGAUUGUGAGGAUGUUAAAAGUGACUCCAGUGUAAGUUCUGUAAAGAGUAAGACCAACAAAGAAAAGUCAUCUUAUCAUGAAACUGUAUCCAAUAAUUCUGGUGUUAUUGAUACUUGUAAAAAGAAAACAUCUAAAAACCAAGAAAUAGAAAACACUGACCAAGAGUUCGAAGCAGCUGAUGUCAUUCCAGAAUGUGAUAAAAUAAUCUGUGAUAUUGACACACCUAAACAAAAGUCUGGGGCUACAAAAUCAAAAGUUAAACCAGAUGACGUUGAAAACAUUGAUAGUAGUGAUGGUGAUGAUAUAACAGAUGCUAGCAUGAAUGAAAAGGAUAAUUCUCUUCCUGAAAAUACUUCUGAGAAAGAUGGUGACAUUCCAGCUAAAAAAGAUAAAGAAGGUGAUAGUGAAAAAGAGAAUAAAAAGAAAAUAUCUACCCUUGAUGACAAUAGUAUGGAUGUUUCAAUAGAGGAAAUUCAAGAAAAAGAACCUGAUAAGAAGAGAGGGAAAAGAUCAUCAGAAAGGUUGGACUCAGCUGGUGAUGAUAUUGAGAUUAUUGGAGAAUCUAAGGUUGUGCAAGUUAAUACAAAUAAAAAUCUCUCACAAAAUGUAGUUUUUGUACCAGCUUCUCUGACUAGCUCAGGAUCUUCAAAAAGUGCAGCAAAUCAAGGUUUCACUGCAACAAACAGUAACCUUCUGAUUACAUCUUCCUUACAGAACCCUGUAGCUGUUCAAAAUAUUGCCGCUUCCGCUCAUGCUAAUGUGCCAUCUUUUUUGGCAUCAGGAGCAUCUAAUUCAUCACCAGGUUUUGUUUAUUCUGCAGCUGGUGGUCAAGUUUCUCAGGGUGUGUCUCUGCUCACGCCUAUUGUUGCACCUCCAAAGCCUAAAUCUAGUUUGGACCAAAUCGAGCUUAUAAGGUGGGAAAUUCAAAAUAGAAUAAACACCCGUCCUAAGUAUUUUAAGCCUAAUUCCUCCUCUGAAUUAGGUCCUCUAGCAAAAUUCUUAUUUGACAUAGGCUCAGACUUGAUCAAAGAAUCUGUCUAUCAUGAUCUUGUAAAGAUACAGUCUAAAAAGAAUGAUGAUGAAACACUAACUGACAAAGAAAGAGAUGACUUGGAAAAGUUGAAAGAAAUUGAGAAAGAUCUAUAUGCCACUAUCGGACACUUGAAAUUAAAAUUGAAAAAGCGUUGCAAUGGUUGUAACUUUCAAACUGAAUCCAAUAAUGUCAUGUUUUUACACAAGCAAUAUCCUCACGAGGACAACAAAAAUUUAAAGUGUGCUCAUUGUUCUUUUAUAACAAGGCAGGUAGUGACAUUUAAGUUUCAUUUAGAAGCUGAGCAUGGAGUUCAGCCAAAACUUCCUGAGAAAAGAGCUUUCUUUGAAUGUGAUAUGUGUCCUUAUGAGAAUAAUCAGCAACAGAAGUUAAUAUUACAUAAACAGCGGUGUAUCAAACAGUUUCGGCCUUUAUUUAAUCUUCACCCUGGUUGCCUUUCCGGUGCCGAAAUUAACUUGUGUUUAGAAAACAUAUUUUACAAACCAGUUAUUCCAAAGAAUUUGAAGAUAUUACAGCAAAAGCAUGCUCAACAACAAGCUGCACUAGCCGAGGCCAGACGUCAGCAAGCUCAAAUGCAGGCCCUAGCAGCUCAAAAGAAUGCUGCUGCUAUUGCACAAAGGAAACAGCAGCUGCUUGCACAGCAAAAAUUUCAGGCUCAACAUCUAACCCCUCGAAUAACAGCAGGUGGUAAAAUGCCAGUUCCUCCCAAAGUCGCUGGCGUUCAGCAACCACAGAUUCGCUACAAUGUCAGAACUUCAAGACCAACAGUUGCCAACAUGUUGAAUGUUAAACAAAAUCAAGGGACACCCCCUGCAUCAGCUACACCCAACAGCACUGCUGGUGGGUUUGAAGUUUGUGAAAUUUGUGGUGGGUAUGUGAAAGAUCGCAAGGCUCUUCGCAUUCACUUCUUUUAUGCUCAUAGAAUUGACUUGCCUUUUAACCUAUUUGAGCGUCACCAAGCACCUUUGUACUGUGCUACAUGCUACGUUAGAUUUUGGACAGCUCAAGGUCUACGAAAACAUAUAGAUACCCACAAGGAAGAAAACCAAACUCGUGGAGUUGUUGGUAAAUGUAUCUCUUGUGGUCAUCAUGUACUUAAUCUCUUAUUACACAUGCGCAUUGUUCACAACAGAGAAAUGCAGCAUUAUAUUAAUGCUUUGAUGUGUAUGUUUUGUGGUGGACAUUUUACCUCUCGUCAGGAAUGUGAACGCCAUAUAGUAAAAACUCAUGGUACAAUAGAUCCUCUAACAGGAGCCUUGAAGUCAGGUGGAGCUGGUGGUGGUGCUACCCCACCGGCAGCAAAUACAAAAAUAGCAGUAGCGCCAAAGAAAACGCCAGGGACAAACAGUUCUGUAAAAGGCAGUGUCUGUGUAUUGUGUAAUCUAAAUUUUGGGCGCAAUGUGGACCUCACACGUCACUGUAUGCGCAUGCAUCACACUUGUAUGAAGUGCGGAAUGGUAGUGAUUGACAAGGCAUCCUUAAUGAAACACACCUGCCUGUCUUCACCUAGUGGCACUCGAGAUUGCACCAUGUGUAGUGAAACUGGUUUCCAUCCAGCAUAUUAUGUGAAACAUUUGAGAGAUAAACAUUUGAAAAAGUUCUCUGUUAAAAUCAGUAAGCUGAGCAAAAGAACAAUUGAAAAGUGGACAAAACGCCCAUAUCCAUUUGAAGACCCAGAAGAGAUUCUAGUUGAAAUUUCAGAUUCGGAUGAAGAAAAGCCCCGCAAAAAGCGUAGAAUGGGACCAGCAUGCAAAGUUGGAAGGCGCCGUGAAAAUUAUACCAAGUCUGACGUUGUGCUAGUUAAAGAUGAUGAUGAUAGUGAGGUGGUCGAAGUAGAAAAUCAAAACAAUAGUAAAACAGAUUCACAGAGUGAUUCCGCUACACAUGAGCCUAAGGGUCAUAAAGAAGAAGAGUCCAUCUCCACCCACCAAACUAAAGUUGACAGUGUUCAAGACAUUAACACAAAUACAAAUGAUGCUAAGGAAAAGAAUUGUAAAGAUGUAGAAAAUGACCAUCCUACAGAUAAUGCUAAGGAAAAGAAUUGUGAAGAUGAUAAUGUUAAAGAAGAUGAAGGCAGUGCUGUCUGUGAGACACCUGAUACUGCAGAGAGCAACAAAAGAAAAUCCUUGCCUAAUUCACCAAGCUCUGAAAAUGAAGAAUCAUCUGCAAAGAGGCAAAAAACAGAUUCAUAAGGCCUUAUUCAUGUGCUGCUUAAAUCACAUCUUCAAUCUCAUUCCAUUUAUUUCCAUUUGUAUAGGCAAUAUUUUUAAGGUGAAGUUGUGGUUGAUUCCCUUGAACCUAGUUUUGUUAAAGUUUUUAUUAUUUAGUAAACUUUUGUAAAUGUGAUCCUACUUGUUUUGUUUAGAAAUAAAUCUUUAUUUAGGCUGUAUAAAAUACAAAAAAUAUCAUAUACAAUUAAAAUACUCUGCAGAGUUUAAAUCUGGAAUUAAUGAUUACUUGUGAAUCUAGUUUUAUGAUGAUGUGUUUGUCUGAUACACCAUUAAUUUAUACUGUUAAAUCAUUUUAAAAAAUCAAUUGAUUAGGGCUCAAGAUCAGAGCUCACAUUUUUAAAAGUAGUAUUUAACAUUUUGGAUUCCUGUUAAUCAUAAAUACCAAGGCUUUUUUUUUUUAAUUUCUACAUUGCUACACAUAACAUGGAUAGCUGUAUAGAAUGUUUUUUAUAUUUAAAGAGAAAUUGUAUUGUUCAUGCUGCAAGUACCACACCUUGCAAUUGUCUUACACUUUACAGCGGUAAAUUUUAACUUGCUGCUCUAAAGUUAGGUCAUUACCUUAUAUUUUAGUAAUAGACUAGUACAAAUUACUAUUCUGUGUUGAGUAAAUUACCUGUAAAUUAAUGAGGUGCCUUGUAGUUUUGACUCAUGAAUGAUUUUAAAUGUGAAAACAGGUUGUUACAAAUGUUUUUAAAAAUGCUUAAAGAUAACAAUUUUAAGUGGCAGUUUGGUUGUUUUGUUUUUUUUAUGUAGGUAUUUUUCUUUUUUUAAAAUAACUAAAAGCACCAACAUCCCUUGCAUUUUUUAUGUAUUGUACAUUUAAUUUUUAUCCUAAAUUGUUUUUUUAUUUCAUAUUUUGGGGAGUAAUUAUAAAAUAUCCAUAAUAUAUUAAUGUUUGUAAACUGACAGACUUUGCAAACUUCCUAAUUUUUUCUUUUGUUUUUUUUUUUUUCAUCAAAUUUCUUGAUGGUUGGUAAUUAAUAAUAAUAAUGUCAUUCAGAGGGAGAUCUUAGAAUUUUCUAACUAUUCAAAGACAAAUUUUAAAUGAGUGGAAUCUGAAUACCAGACAAGUGGGGGACAGAGGUGAUGUAGAUAUGGGUGCAAACCACAUUGUUUCUGAAUGAGACUAAGACCACAUGAUCCUCUUUUUUUUUUUUUUAAAUCCCUUUUUUUUUUUUUUAACUAUGUAUAUAAUAUGCACGUAAACGCAUUAUGAUGUAUUUCAUAGAUAAUCAUGGUGAAGGUGAUCAGAAAGAUGCAUAUUAAACUAGCUUUCAUUCUUACAUAAAUUUCUAAAAGUUAUAUGCAAAUAAAAGUUGGCUACUGUUGCUCAGAAUAUUUCUAGGAGAACGGGUAACUUAAAAAUUUUUUAUCUCAAAACUGGAAAUGUUUAAAAUCUCAUAGUACCGGUAUUUGAUUAAGCACUGUUUAGGUACAUCAAAAAGAACCAGGAUCUCUUGACUUGUUACUUCUCACCUUAGCUAUUAUGAAAUGGGGUUGUUUUUUUUUUUUGUUAUUUUUUUCUAAGCUGUGUUGCAUUUUUAGUUAUGAAAUCCAAUGGGUUUAAUGUACCUGAUGCUAGUGGCUGAAUGAGGACAUGUUAAAAAUUCAGAUUCUGGUGGGCAUAUGGACCUAAAAUUCUACUGCUCAGCUUCUUAAGAUUAAUUUGCUUGAGAAAUUUGCUGAUGUAUGGUGUAUAAUUCUAAUACUUGUUUGUUUAGCUGAUUAUUUCAUCUUUUCAUUUGCUUACUUUAAAAUAAUCUGUCAAUAAUUACUAUGAACUUGUAUAUAAAUGUGGUUGUACAAUUUUGUUGAAUUAGUAACCACUACAUAUUAGUGCAUGCAUUAACUUUUAGCAUAUAAAUAUAAUUGUCUAUACAUAUUUAUGAGAUAAUUUUUAUAUUCUUAAACAGUAGUCAUGCAUAAUUUAUUUUGUAUAUAACAAUUGUUUGAAUCACUUUAAAAAAAAACAACCAAGAUAAGUUAUUGGGUAUUGUCGCUGCUGCCAACAUUUACGUAAUCAUAUUUCUAGUCUUGCCUUGUGUUUGACUUACAAAUACUAUCUGUUUGCUCAUAUUUUACUGUAUUCUAUCUUGGUCCAACUGUCUGUUAGUUCAUCUGCUAUGGUUUGUGUCAUUUUUAUUUUCCCCAGAUUUUGAAGCACUUUUUCAUUUAUAUGAGCAAUUGAUUCAAGUUGUUACAUUAUUAAUAAAAAUGUUGUCAGAUA